Caenorhabditis auriculariae is the source of this 390-nucleotide messenger RNA. Lineage: Eukaryota; Metazoa; Nematoda; Chromadorea; Rhabditida; Rhabditidae. The record is from the annotation of a GenBank genome assembly.
AUGGUCCCAAUAUUGACAGUGCAAGACCACAACCACUACAUCUCGUCGCCAGUUGCUAGCCGAAGGCUCCGAGCGCGCCCAUAUACGCGAAGGGAAAAUUUCGACGAGCUUUUCCUCGGCUGCCUGUGGGGUUUAGCAAAAUUUCAUUUUUGAUUCCGAGUACUCUUACCUAGGCCUAUCCAGCCACAAAGUCUCAAUUCUCAAGUGGUUGUUGAGCGGAGACCAUGCCCUAGUUAGUGGUCUUCUAUUUUGCAACAAGUUGGAACUGAAAUCGGUGUACCUUUGAAUUUAGCAUAUUCUUUGUCAGUCUCGAAGCCUGUCAAAUGAGCUCUAAAAUUGUUACAGAUAGCCUGGGCUUGGUCCCAAGUUUGGGAAGUCGUGUUCAUCUGA